Messenger RNA from Symbiodinium sp. CCMP2592, 2010 nucleotides. The record is from the annotation of a GenBank genome assembly. NCBI's taxonomy places the organism in Eukaryota, Dinophyceae, Suessiales, Symbiodiniaceae.
AUGAAGCUUGGGCAGCAGAUGAAGCUGUCGCCUCGGAUGAUCCAGUCGAUGGAGAUUCUGCAGAUGCCUUUGGCGGAGCUUCACGAGCGGCUUGAGCAGGAGCUUGAGUCGAAUCCGACGAUGGAGAUUGUGGAGGUCGAUGGUGGGGGUGAUGGGGGAGUGGUUGAUCGGGGUGAUCAGUCGGUCAGUGAUGGGGCGCUGGAUAUUGAGCCGGAGAGUGCGGACGACUUUGCUCGAUUGGAGGAGUACACGGACGCGAAUCCGGAGGCGGCGGAGAACAUGUUCUCGGCGUCGAAGGAUCGGGUGCGGGGUGAGGAUUAUUCGGGGCUGCGGAGUGGGGGGGAUCCGGACUCGAAGUUUGAGGCGAUGGCGCAGGCGCCGGCGCGGGGCGCUUCGAUGAGCGAGCAGCUCGGGGAUCAGUGGUCGCUGUGCGAUGUGGAUGAUCGGAUCCGCACGCUUGGGGAGGUGCUGAUCGAGGAGCUUGAUGAUGAUGGGUAUCUGCGGAGCUCGUUUGAGGAGAUCGCGGAUCGCGCGGGCGAGGAGAUUAAGGCGCUUGAUCCGAGCGAGGCGGACUGGGAGAUGGCGCUGCAGUCGAUGCAGCUGUCGCUUGAUCCGAUCGGGAUCGGGGCGCGGGAUGCGCGCGAGUGUUUGUUGAUCCAGAUCGAUGCGCGGCUUGAUCGGGUGGAAUCCUUUGAUGAUCGGGAUGAGGUUGAGCUUGAUGGCGAGGGGCUGCUGAUCGCAAGACGGCUUGUUGGUGAGUUCUUCGAGGACAUGAUGAAGAAUCGGCUCCCCAAGAUCGCGGGCAAGGCGGGGCUGACGCUUGAUGAGAUCAAUAUGGGGCUUGGGGUGCUCAAGCGGCUGUCGUUGUCGCCUGGGCGCGGGAUGUCGGCGGGGGAGCAGACCUCGGUGUAUCCCGAUGCGGUGGUGGAGUACGACGAGGAUGGGGAUCGGUACAUCGCGUACCUGACGGACGGGCGGCUCCCUGAUGUGCGGAUCAAUCGCGCGUACGCGGAGAUGGCGAUGGACAACGAUGUGCAGAAGGGGGAUCGGGACUUUCUGAAGAAGAACUUGUCGAACGCGCAGUGGUUGAUUGAUGCGAUCGGUCAGCGGCGGCACACGCUGCUUCGCGUGAUUAACGCGGUGGUGGACGAGCAGCGGGAGUACUUUGACUUUGGUCCUGAGGCGCUCAAGCCGCUCCCGAUGCAGCCGAUCGCGGAUCGGUUGGGGAUCCAUGUCGCGACGGUGUCGCGCGCGGUGAGCGAGAAGUACAUCAUGACUCCACGCGGGGUGGUGGCGCUGCGGUCGUUCUUUAGCGGUGGCUUGAGCACGGAGAGCGGCGAGGAUGUGAGCGCCAAUGCGGUGCGCGCGGCGAUCGAGGAGUUGAUUGAGAACGAGAACAAGGCGAAGCCGAUGAGCGACGAGGCGAUGGUCAAGGCGCUCAAGGAGCGGGGGAUCGAGAUCGCGCGGCGGACGGUCGCGAAAUAUCGCGAUCAGCUGGGGAUCCCGACGGCUGAUCUUGGUGGUUUUGCGCGCGUGAUCUCGCGGGUGGAUGCGGGUGGGUUCUCGUUUACGCACAAGUCGUACACGCAUGAUUUUUCGCAGACGUGGCACGAGCAUCCGGCCGGGAGUAUUGACAUGGUGCUCGCGGGGGGCGGCGAGGGGGUGUACCACGGGCGCGAGGUGCGAUCGCGUCCGGGGUUGGUGGGUUUCUUUCGGGAUGGGAUGCGGCACAAGUUUGUUUCUGGGGCGCGCGGGAUCCGGACGAUGCAUGUGGUGAUCCCGGCUGGGGUGCUUCGGGAGAACAGGGGGCUGCGCGAGGUCGUUGUUCAGGAGCUGGACUGCACGCGGAUCGUCGGGAUGGCGCUGCGGGUGCUGAGGGAGCUGAGUUCGGCGGAUCGGUCGUCGGGAUUGGUGAUGGAGUCGCUGGCGCAUGAGAUGCUUGAUGCGGUGUCGGGUGUCGAGGUGCACGGCGGACGCGCGGGAUGGGGGGCAUCUGGCGCGGGGGUUUAA